AAGGAUCCCUUGAAUUGCGCUUGUAAUCUUUUCAUGUUCUUCUCUUUCAAAUGUCUCACUCUUCUUAGCUUCUCCUCCUACGUUUAUAUUUAUACAUGGGUUUUGCUUUGUUCUUCAUUUUGGGAGGAAAAUUGGUUUCUUAAUGAGAUUCAGGAGGAGAAGACAAUGCUUUCCAUCUUGCUCUUCCCUCUAUGAAGUAAUCCACCCAUCAAUUUCUCUGUGUUCACCUCCCUUUAUCAUUUGUUCGUAGAUUGAAACUAAAAUUCAAUGUAUUGAUCAUUCCCAAUUUGCUGGACAUGUCGGAGGAACUACUGUUUGAAGAUCCGAUGAUUGUGUUCUUGUUUUUUGACAGUCUUAGGCACUGAUGUUUUUAUGACAGUUAAUUGUGGAAAAUUAUUGUAGGUUGAUGAAGAUGAAAUAUAUUGGAGACAGAGAAGGGGUGACGAAGAGUUAGAAUGGUCACAUCGUUCCACCCCUGUAAUUUUACAGCUAGCACAAUGUUUUAUGUCACCCUGUUGUUUACAAAUUAGCUUGUGGUAAAUGUAGCUAAUGCUAUGGUUGGACCACGAACAUGGAUUGGAGGACUUUUCAAUCGCGCAGGCAACAGAAAGAAUGAUAAGUUUGUUCAGUACCCGUUGAGUCCUCUUCAGGAGGAAAGGUUUCAAAGGCUACAAGACCGAAUUCCCAUACCUUUUGAUGAGACACAACUUGAACAUCAAGAAGCCCUGAAAGCAUUGUGGGAUGCUGCCUUUCCAAAUAUUGAGCUCAAAGGGAUGGUAUCUGAGCAAUGGAAAGAAAUGGGUUGGCAAGGACCUAAUCCAUCCACUGACUUUAGGGGUUGCGGUCUCAUUUCGCUCGAAAAUUUGCUGUUUUUCUCCAGGACGUUUCCGGCAUCUUUUCGUAGGUUGUUAUUGAAGGAAGGUGGUAAUCGAGCAACUUGGGAAUAUCCGUUUGCUGUUGCUGGCAUAAACAUUUCAUUUAUGUUGAUACAAAUGUUGGAUUUAAACUCAGAAAGACCAAGGUGCCUUCCCGGACUCAAUUUUGUGAGACUAUUAGGAGAAAACGAAGAAGCAUUCGACAUACUAUAUUGUGUAGCGUUCAAAAUGAUGGAUGCUCAGUGGGUUGCCAUGCAUGCUUCGUACAUGGAGUUCAAUGAGGUGCUGCAAGAAACCAGAGCGCAGCUGGAAAGAGAGCUAUCUCUGGAUGAUGUUCACAGAAUAGAAGAUCUACCAUCUUAUAAUCUCUUAUAUCUCUCUAACUUAUCUUUUACUUCUCUCUCUACUAACGUUUCGUAGGAAUUGUUAUUAUUCUUUUUUGAAUCCAUAAAUACAAGCGUUAGGGUACGAUGUUCUAAAUGUUCCAACUAGACAUAUGAUAUA
This is a messenger RNA of Cucurbita moschata (crookneck pumpkin), 1379 nucleotides long. Its product is annotated as ELMO domain-containing protein A. The record is from RefSeq and is a predicted model, not a curated record. The coding region runs from base 555 to 1295 and encodes 246 amino acids. The transcript has 9 exons. NCBI's taxonomy places the organism in Eukaryota, Viridiplantae, Streptophyta, Magnoliopsida, Cucurbitales, Cucurbitaceae.